UGUCACGUUUUGAAGCCGUAUUUCAUCCAUGCAUUGAAUCAAAGUAGGAGGCGUCGAACUCUGCUAAACCUCUGACGAAGACUAUACUGUGAUUUCACAGCGUAAAUCCUCCUCCAAUCCGCUACAAGAUGGAAACACACAAUGCAGCAGUGGACAAGAUAUCAUCUCAAGUACAACAAUUUUAUGAAGCAGAGAAACCGUAUCGCAUCUAUCAUGGCUCCACAAACAGCACUCGCGACUCCCGCCGAGACCCGAACAGUUCCAUCGACACAAGCAAGCUCAACCAUGUACUGCACAUCGACACGACCAACAAGAUCGCGACUGUUGAACCAAAUGUACCCAUGGACGAUUUCGUGCGCGCAACAUACGCGAAAGGCCUUGUCCCGCUCGUGGUGAUGGAGUUUCCCGGAAUCACUGUCGGAGGAGGCUUCGCAGGAACGAGCGGCGAGAGCAGUUCUUUCCGUCACGGCUUUUUCGACAAUACUGUCAGAUGGAUCGAGAUCGUUGUUCCUACAGGAGAAGUCCAACGCAUCAGUCGAGAAGAGAACCCAGAGCUCUUUUGGGGAGCAGCAUCAUCAUUCGGCACAUUAGGAGUCGUCACACUCCUCAAGAUCCAACUCCGGGACGCAGCAGAAUACGUGGAAUUGACCUAUCAUCCCUUCACCAACAUGAACGACGCAAUGAAGCUCGUCGAAAGCGAAACCUCCAACCCAUCAACCGACUUUCUCGACGGCAUAGUCUUCUCCCACAACCACAUAGUAAUCUGCUCCGGAAAACUCACCAACUCUCCCCCAAUAUCAUCCCCCCUCUACCACUUCACCCGUCCCCAAGACCGCUGGUUCUACCAACACGUCGAACGCCUCACAAAACCCCACUCAACCAUCAAUACUAUCACCAAAAUCCACACCCCCCUCGCAGACUACCUCUUCCGCUACGACCGCGGAGCCUUCUGGGUAGGCCGCUACGCCUUCCAAUACUUCCUCACCCCCUUCAACCGCAUAACCCGCUACAUCCUCGACUCUUUCAUGCACACCCGCGUAAUGUACCACGCCCUCCACGCCUCGGGCCAAGCAAAAAUCUACAUAAUCCAAGACGUCGCGAUUCCCUACCAGAACACCACAAAAUUCCACGAUUGGUUGGACGAGACCUUCUCCAUCUAUCCAAUUUGGCUUUGUCCUCUCCGUCAACGCCGCGAUGCACAAAAUUCAGAGUAUGGAUUAUACUCUUCACUCGCAAAUCCAGAGAAGACGCCGGAAUUUAUGAUGAAUUUCGGCGUCUGGGGCCCCGGCUCUCGUAAUCGGAAAGAAUUCCUGCAACAAAACCGCUCUUUGGAACACAAAGUCGACGAACUGGGCGGGAGGAAAUGGUUAUAUGCUCAUGCAUAUUAUACUGAAGAGGAAUUCUGGAGUAUGUAUGAUAAGCAAGAAUACGAUGCUUUGAGGAAGAAAUAUGGGGCGCAGUAUCUGCCGAGUGUGUAUGAUAAGGUGAAAGUGGAUUUAGAGGGGAAAGAUCGAGCAGCGGCGGGAUGGAAGGAGAUGGUUUGGGGGAUUUGGCCUUUGAGUGGGUUGUAUGGGGUUUAUAAGGCUUGGAGAGGAGGGGAGUAUUUGAUGCAGAAGAGGACGAGUGAGAGGAUUAUGGGGAUGAAGAAGGUGGAGUGA
Cercospora beticola is the source of this 1658-nucleotide messenger RNA. RefSeq names its product FAD-binding oxidoreductase. Gene Ontology annotation, biological process: steroid metabolic process. The record is from RefSeq and is a predicted model, not a curated record. Gene Ontology annotation, cellular component: cytoplasm; membrane. Gene Ontology annotation, molecular function: Delta24(24-1) sterol reductase activity; FAD binding. Lineage: Eukaryota; Fungi; Ascomycota; Dothideomycetes; Mycosphaerellales; Mycosphaerellaceae.